GCACAUUGACAACAGUUGCCGUCAUGCAUCGGACUCUUUUGCGGAUUUUGCUUCUGACGGUAACGUUACUGUGUUCAUUUGCGCGAAAUGAAAAGAUCAAUCCUGCUGUCGCUGAUGAGCAGCUGCUCUGGGUCGGUGGUCAAACUGGAGAAGUUCACACCUACAGGAUUCCCCUGCUCACCUUCACUUCUCAGGGGAGUCUGCUGGCUUUUGCAGAGGCUCGGAAGAUGUCCUCCAAAGACAUCGGAGCCAAGUUCAUAGCUUUAAGACGGUCCACAGACAGAGGUGCCACCUGGUCUCCAACCUCAUUCAUAGUGGACGAUGGUUCUCUAGCAGAUGGGCUGAACUUAGGUUCGGUAGUUGUGGAUGAGGAAACUGGUGCUGUAAUACUCAUCUACUCGUUGUGCUUCCACCGUCACCAUUGCAACCCCUCCAGCACCAUGAUGGUGCAGAGCCUGGAUGACGGGUUCACCUGGAGCGCCCCACGAAACCUCAACCCUCAACUGGGGCUCCAGAGUUUUGCUCCUGGACCUGGCUUCGGUAUACAGAAACAUCAUCCACCUGCUAUUGGCCGUCUGGUGGUGUGUGGCCACGGCAGCAUCGCUGGAGACGGAGUGUUUUGUAUCCUGAGUGAUGAUCAUGGAAACACAUGGAGAUACGGAGCUGAACUGAAGAGUAUUCCAUACAACCAGCCCAAGAAAAACCUUGACUUUGACCCAGAUGAGUGUCAGCCAGUGGAGCUGGAUGACGGCAGCAUCGUGAUCAAUGUGCGUAACAAUAAAAACUAUCACUGCCGUUGUCGUAUGGUUGCCCGCAGUCUGGAUGGAGGAGAGUCUCUGCCGGUAGAGGAGCUGGUGUUUGAUCACACACUGGAAGAUCCUGCUGUUGCAGCUGGAGCUUUAGAGAAGGAAGGAGUGCUCUACUUCACCAACCCAGCCAACUCUAAAAGCAGAGUGAACCUCACUCUUCGCUGGUCUCUGAAUCACGGUAAAUCAUGGGUGACAGAUACUCUGAAGAUCUGGGCCGGGCCAAGUGGAUACUCCUGUAUGACAUCACUUAAAGGCAAGGAAACUGAGGAUCAGAAAUACAUCUAUGUCAUCUUUGAGAAAGGCCAGAAAGACUAUUUUGAGUCCAUCUCCUUUGUGAAAAUUGACUUGUACAGUGUCAGUGACCAAUGAAGAAAGGCAUUGAUGGGCUAAUUUUUUUUUCUUAACUAAAAAAAUGCUGAUUUUUAAUAAAACUAAAAUCCCUGUCAUUUGUCUUCCCUUGCCUCUACUCACCUGUCAUAUCCUGACUGUUUUUUAUCUGUCUUAUAGAUUUAUUGUAUGCCAGAUAUAGAGCCACACAAGCUUUUCUAGGUUGCAGAACCGGAUUUUUGCUUUUACUGAUUUAUGACAUUGUUGGAUUAUCUCUUUUGUGCCUAUUAUGUUGUUGUGAUGAAAAACAUAAAGCGAAGGAACACAUGAGAUGUAUAGCCUAUAUUUUAAGUUUAAUUGGCCUUUAUUUCUUACCUUACAGGGAAGAUCCCACAACUUUCAC
Molecule: messenger RNA, 1539 nt
Organism: Rhinichthys klamathensis goyatoka
Lineage: Eukaryota; Metazoa; Chordata; Actinopteri; Cypriniformes; Leuciscidae
Product: sialidase-1-like
Exons: 6
Coding region: 24-1178 (384 amino acids)
Biological process (GO): ganglioside catabolic process; oligosaccharide catabolic process
Cellular component (GO): lysosome; cytoplasm; membrane
Molecular function (GO): exo-alpha-sialidase activity
Source: RefSeq, a predicted model, not a curated record